GAAUUAUUCGCGUUUCAAAUCUUUGCGCGCACUUCGAAGUCGCUAUAACACUCGAUAUCUCGAAUGAUGAAAUUUUUAUUCGCGAGUCGAGAUAUCGUUGGUCGAGGAGUAGACCAGAGUAGACGCCUGUCAGCAGGUGUGCGAUGUGUUCUUGGUGCAGUUCGUUAAACGAAAAUUAACUUAAAUUUUUUAAUAAACGUUUAUCUUUUAUGAUAAAAUUCAAUCAUGUGACAAGUGCCUGAAAAUCUAUUGGAAAAACUAGACAUGUGUAGUUUUGUGAUACGAAAUAACUUCGAUCAAAAAGGAAGGAAGAAAUCGCACGUCAACUGACAAGAAAUGCAUCCUUUCCUGACAAUUAACAUUUUGUAAUCGAAGAGCUCAAAGAAAUUUUUUACCAUGGCUCCACCGGACCCACUUACUCAGAUGAAUACCUACCGGUCGUACGUCACCAUGUUGGCCGAUCCGGGAUCCAAAGAUGAACUUAAGCUAAAGGCAGCUCAGGAACUUUCAGAAAAUUUUGAGGUCAUCAUGUGCUCUGCCCAGUACCCGGCAUUCCUGGAUCACUUGAUGAAAAUAUUUUUGAAGAUCCUCCAAGAUGGAGAACCACAUUUUAUAUCGGAAUAUAAUAUCCAACAAGUGCGUAAGCUCAUUUUAGAAAUGAUACACAGACUACCUACCAACGAGUAUCUUAGGCCCUACGUCAAACAGAUUUUGAGCUUGAUGCUCAAACUUCUUGAAACGGAAAAUGAAGAGAACAUACUAGUUUGCCUGAGGAUUAUUAUUGAGCUCCAUAAACAGUACAGACCCACGUUUAAUCCCGAGAUUCAACAUUUCUUGCAAUUCGUUAAAUCAAUCUACAGCGAACUUCCCAAACAUUUACCAAAGAUAUUCGAGCCUAGACCAGCCCUAAGGGUUAAAGAUUUGUCUGAAAUAAAUGUAGACGGUCUACUGACAGAAACGUUUACCAUAACAGCUAUUCAAAGUGAGAAAAAAGCUGCCGAUGGCACUGUUGUCACCUAUAAUUUGAUCCCGAAAGCAGUGUUAUCACUGAAAGUUCUACAAGAGUUGCCAAUAAUCGUAGUGUUAAUGUACCAAAUUUACAAGCAAAACGUUCAUCAGGAUGUUUCGGAUUUCAUACCGUUAAUUAUGACGACGAUCACGCUUCAGCCUAGUCCGCAGCACAGGGCAUCGCCAGGUUUCAACAAGGAAGUGUUCGUUGAUUUCAUGGGGGCGCAAAUAAAGACCCUAUCGUUUCUUGCGUAUAUAAUAAGGAUUUAUCAGGAUGUCGUAUCCCAGCACAGCGCCAUGAUGGUAAAAGGGAUGUUAGGUCUUUUAACCUUAUGCCCUAUGGAGGUCGCCCACCUACGUAAAGAACUGCUCAUCGCCGCCAGACAUAUACUUGCCACUGAUUUAAGAAAUAAAUUUGUUCCGCACAUGGAACGACUCUUCGACGAAGAGGUUCUUUUGGGUCAUGGCUGGACGACUCACGAAUCUCUUAGGCCGCUUGCUUAUUCUACUCUAGCUGACCUCGUUCAUCACGUAAGGCAGCUUCUUCCACUCAGCGACUUGGCAAGGGCUGUUCAUCUGUUCAGCAAAAAUGUUCACGAUCAGAGCCUACCCACAACGAUACAGACGAUGUCAUGCAAGUUGUUAUUAAAUCUUGUCGAAUGCAUAAGGCAGAGAUCUGAUGCUGAAAAUAGUAACCAGGGACGGGAACUUCUCAUGAGAAUGCUAGAAGUUUUUGUGCUGAAAUUUAAAACUAUAACGAAACUUCAGAUGCCUGUUUUAAUCGGGAAGACUAAGCAGCUACAAGGCGCGGGUACUGAGGCAAAAACGGAGGAUAAUAAACAGGCGGUCGUCGAUUUAAAUGACGAUAAAGACAGUGGAAAAUCAAAGUUCGGAUUCCCGGCAUCCCAGGCAAUGAAUUAUAACGUCGCCGAUUACAGAAGCCUCGUCAAGACACUGGUCUGCGGAGUGAAGACGAUUACUUGGGGAUGCGCAAAUUGUAAAUCAGGAGAAGUUAUACAGUCGAAACAAUUUCAACCUAAAGAAACGCUCGUGUUUAUCAGGCUUGUUAAAUGGGCCUUGCAAGCUCUGGAUAUUUACACGAUCGGACCUCCAGCUGCCGGUGCUAUCGCUCAACCGGGAAGACCUGCACAGCCCCAAACAGUGAGAACCAAAGAAGAGAAAGAGGUAUUGGAGCACUUCAGUGGAGUUUUUUCUAUGAUGAACCCUCAGACUUUUCAAGAAAUAUUUUCUACAACUAUAGAUUACAUGGUAGAAAGAAUAUUUAAAAAUUGUGCUCUUCAAAUUGUUGGGAAUUCUUUCCUGGCCAAUCCGACAACGUCACCCAUAUUCGCUACGGUCCUCGUAGAAUAUCUUUUGGAGAGGAUGGACGACAUGGGGUCUAAUGUUGAGAGGAGCAAUCUUUACCUCCGAUUAUUUAAACUGGUAUUUGGCAGCGUAUCUUUAUUUCCUGCCGAAAAUGAACACAUGCUUCGUCCCCAUCUUCACCAAAUAGUCAACCGAUCCAUGGAGCUUGCCAUGUCUGCAAAGGAACCUUACAACUAUUUUCUACUACUCAGGGCGCUUUUCCGUUCAAUCGGCGGCGGUUCACACGAUUUAUUGUAUCAAGAGUUCCUCCCACUGCUACCUAAUCUGCUGGAAGGACUGAAUAGACUUCAAUCUGGGCUACAUAAACAGCAUAUGAAAGAUUUAUUCGUUGAACUUUGCCUGACGGUUCCAGUACGUCUCAGCUCUCUACUACCGUAUCUUCCCAUGCUGAUGGAUCCCCUGGUUUCAGCGUUGAAUGGAAGCCAUACCCUGGUCAGUCAGGGUCUCCGAACUUUGGAACUCUGUGUGGAUAAUCUACAGCCAGACUUUUUGUACGAACAUAUUCAGCCCGUCAGAGCUGAUCUCAUGCAGGCGUUGUGGAGAACCUUGAGGAAUCCUACGGAUCAAGUAGCGCACGUUGCGUUCAGAGUUCUCGGAAAAUUCGGCGGAGGAAAUAGAAAGAUGAUGAUAGAACCGCAGAAACUUGAGUACAAUGACCGGGAGACGAAUUCACCCGCGGUAGUUGCCUAUUUCCACGAACCGGCAAAGCCGAUAGAUUUUCCAGUUGAAAAGGUGAUAGAAACCGCCUUUGCUGCUCUCAAAUCUAAUACAACAGACCCAUUCUAUCGCAGACAAUGCUGGGAAGUUAUCAGAUGUUAUCUCGCCGCGUCUCUUAAACUCGAUGACGACAAACUAACGCUCUACAAACUUUUUAUGCAUCCUCGUUUCAAGGAAGGAAAAAUACCUCGGCAACAAGGUCCCCGCUACAAAUGCACCGAUACCGUCGCGAGAAACGUUCAUCAAACCGCACUUACAGGACUCUUCGUUGCCGCGGCUAUCAAGGAACUACGACAUUCCGUUCUGGGAAAUAUGGUAGCUUUGGUAAGACAUUAUACUAUGGUUGCUAUCGCUCAACAAGCCGGUCCGUUUUGUGUUACUGGAAAACAAAUUCGGCUGCAAGGACUCGAUCCACUUGUGUUAAUCGAUGCUCUGGCAGUUAUCAUGGGACACGAGGAAAAGGAACUGUGUAAACCAGGAAACUUGGCGCUUGUUCUCAUACUGGAAACUGCUACGACUAUCCUGGGCUCGAGAGAACGGGCCUGCCAAUUGCCCCUCAUGGAAUAUCUUGCGGAAAGGAUGUGCUCGCUCUGUUACGAACGUGCUUGGUACGCCAAGUUAGGUGGCUGCAUCGCCAUAAAGUUCUUGUAUGAAAGAAUGGCCACCAAAUGGGUCCUCGAUCAUUUAUUCGUCUUCCUCAAGGCGCUCAUGUUUGUUAUGAUGGAUCUGACCGGAGAAGUAUCCAACGGGGCUAUAGAUAUGGCCAAAGGAAACCUGGAGAAGAUGUUACGAGUAUGUGCAAGCCCUGGAAUCAAGGACGGAAAUACGGAUCUGACCGAGGCACAGAAUAAGAGCCUCUACGAAGUUACUCAUGAGUUAGUUAGGCAAGUUACGUCCCCUCACACUAUGGUCCGCGAACAGGCCAUGGCAUCGCUUCGUCUUCUUGGAGAAAUACAAAAUAAAACUGUAACGGAAGUUAUGGAACCUCACAAAGAGGUACUUGCAGACAUGAUUCCACCAAAGAAACACCUUCUUCGGCAUCAACCAGCCAAUGCACAGAUCGGACUGAUGGACGGAAACACAUUUUGCACUACGCUGGAGCCAAGGUUAUUUACCAUUGAUCUCACCGUGAUGGAACACAAGGUAUUUUUCCAAGAACUUUUAGCAUUGAGCGAAGCCGAAGAUGCCAAUUUGAACAAAUUGCCUUGUUAUAAAUCGGUGUCGAAUUUAAUUCCGUUGAGAAAAUCGGCGUUGCGAGCGCUCGCAGCUUGUCAUUACGUGGUCGCUUGUCGUGAGAAAAUAUUCGGCGUAUUAUAUAAAGCGUUGGAAAAACCUAACUCGGAGUUACAGGAGGCUGCGUUUGAGUGCAUGAAAAAAUUCAUCGCUGGAUUCCAAAUCGAUAUGGAAUCUGUACACGCCAUAAUGCGUCCGAUGCUCCUGACCCUUGGAGACCAUAGAAAUCUCAGCCCAAAUUGUGUCAAGCGAUUAUCUUAUUUGACACAACUCUUUCCGAGCACUUUCAGUAUCACACUUUGCGAACAACUUCUGCAACAUCUUAAAAAGCUAUUGGAAAAUGCUAUUCAAGCGCGUAAGGGAGUUUCGAAGUCUGGUGAAAGUGAACAAAAAAUUGCUAUCAUUAUUGGAAUAUUCCACCAGAUACCUGCAGCCAGCCCUAAGUUUAUAGACGUUCUCUGUAGGCUCGUACUACAGACAGAAAAAUCACUUUUGGUUGAGGCAUCCAGCCCGUUCAGGGUUCCAUUGAUGAAGUUCUUGCUAAGGUACCCUGCUGAAACUUUAAAUCUAUUUUUACAUGACAAUAAUAUAAGAGAUCAGCAGUGGAGCAGAUAUCUGGAAUUUUUGAUAAAACAUAAAGAUGGAAAACCGUUCAGAGAUGUUCUCCGCAACAGCACAGCAAGACUAACAACGAUGUUACUUGCUCACUCGCAAACAAGUUCGAAUCUUACAUCAGUGGAUAAAAGUGAAUUGCAGCACCAAGCAAUCAGAAUAAUCUCAGUUCUCAUUAAAUUUGACGACCAAUGGUUCUCUACACAAGGUCAGCUCGUGGCAGCUCUGAAACAAAUUUGGUGCAACGACGACUAUCAAGCACUUCACAAAAAAGUCGACAGUGUCGAUUUUUGCCAUUGGAAAGAACCGAAAUUGAUCGUAAAAAUACUUUUGCAUUACUUCGGGCAUCGACCCAACGACAUCGAUCUCCUGUUUCAACUACUGAGAGCGACCUGCUACAGAUUCGUUCCAGAUUUUCAGUUUCUCAGAGACUUUUUGGAGAAUACUGUUGCUCAGGAAUACACCGUGGAAUGGAAAAGAAACGCAUUCUUCAGAUUUGUCGAACACUUUCCUACGAAUAAUAUGUCACAGGAAUUGAAAGCUAAAGUAUUGCAGCUGAUUAUUAUACCUUGCUUUGCGACCAGUUUCGAACGUGGAGAAGGACUGACGCUCGUGGGUGGUGCCCCUAUGCCAUACCAGGACAAUCCGGAGAAUGUCGUCUCGGUUUUUAUCAGUAAAAUUAUCGAUCCCGAUAAUCCCUUUGGAUCUGCAGAUUGCGUGAGAAUUUCUUUGCUUCAGUUCUCAUGCCUUCUCGUCGAACAAGCUUCCCAGCACAUCCAUGACGUCACUAAUAAAAAGCAAGGGAACAAACUACGUCGUCUGAUGACUUUUGCUUGGCCUUGUCUUCUCGGUAAAAAUUGCGUCGACCCAGCUACCAGAUAUCACGGGCAUCUACUACUGAGUCAUAUAAUAGCCAAGUUUGCUAUUCAUAAACGCAUAGUCCUUCAAGUUUUCCACAGCCUUCUUAAGGCGCACGCAGUUGAAGCUAGAAACGUCGUUAGACAGGCCCUUGAAAUACUAACACCGGCAAUGCCUGUCAGAAUGGAAGAUGGAAAUACAAUGCUGACGCAUUGGACUAAGAAGAUAAUUGUCGAAGAAGGUCAUUCGAUGCAACAGCUUUUCCACAUAUUGCAGCUAGUCGUUCGCCACUACAAAGUCUACUAUCCAGUUAGGCAUCACCUCGUUCAGCACAUGGUCAACUCUAUUCAAAGACUGGGCUUCAGCCCCACGGCUACCAUCGAACACAGGCGACUAGCUGUCGAAUUGGCAGAGGUCAUAAUCAAGUGGGAAUUGCACAGGAUAAAAGAUGAGGCUGAAAAUAUUGAAACAGGGGGUACGGGGACAAUGACGGGUGCUGUAAAGCGGCCAUCAACCGAGGAUGCGAUGGGUACGAAGAGACUCGCUGUGCAGGCAACAACAAGCUCCGCUACAAUUCCGUUAAUUACUCCGAAAAUCGAACCCGGUGCUACAAAGCCUAUUGAGCGUGCUCAUGCCGAUGCCGUUUUAAACUUUUUAUUACGAUUAGCUUGCCAAGUUAACGAUUCCACUACAACACCGGGCAACCCUGGAGAACAACUGUCAAGACGAUGUGUAACUUUGCUGAAAAUGGCACUGAAACCAGACGUGUGGCCUCAAACAUACGAUCUUAAAUUAGCAUGGCUUGACAAGGUUUUUGCCAGUGUAGAUAAUCCGCAGCCCAACUAUGGGAACAUUUGCACAGCUCUUGAACUCAUGACGCUCUUACUCGGAGUUAUGAAAAGGGAGCAAAUAUUAGCUAGCUGCAAGCCACUGCAACGAGGAUUAGGCGCCUGUAUCGCUAGCAGUAAUACAAAGGUAAUCCGAUUAGUUCAUGGCCUGUUGUCACGACUCAUGACGAUAUUUCCUACAGAGCCAACGUCUUCAACCGUUGCCUCCAAGUACGAAGAACUUGAUACGCUGUACACCACAGUGGGGAAAUUUAUAUUUGAUGGGCUUGCAGCAUACGAUAAAAACCCGUCUGCCGCUCCAAGUUCUUUGUUUGGUACAUUAAUGAUGCUGAAAGCAGCGUGUACUAAUAAUCAGAGUUAUAUCGACCGUCUCAUAACACCGUUUAUGAAAGUUUUGCACAGAAUGGCAAAAGAUCAUUUGCAUCCUGCUCAGCCUGAGGCUAAUCCUGUAGGUAGUGAAUUACUGAUACUUAGUUUAGAUCUGGUUAAGAAUAGAGUCGUUGUGAUGGGAGUUGAGAUGAGGAAGUCAUUUGUUGGCUCGAUCCUUGUUGGGUUAAUAGAAAAAACCCAAGAUAUCAAAGUCAUGAAGGCCAUAACUAAGAUGCUGGAGGAAUGGAUGAAGAAUAAAAAUCCCAUCGCAAUGAAUCAAGCACCGAGUUUGCGGGAGAAGUCGAUAUUAUUGGUAAAAAUGAUGCAGUAUGUGGAAAAAAGAUUUCCCGAUGAUCUUGAGCUCAACGGGCAGUUUCUGGAACUUGUUAAUUACGUUUAUCGAGAUGAAACAUUGAAAGCUUCGGAAUUGACAUCUAAAUUAGAACCAGCAUUUUUAUCUGGCCUACGUUGCAUUCAACCUCAUAUUAGAGCUAAGUUUUUCCAAGUCUUCGAUGGCUCGAUGAGGAGACGUCUCCACGAUAGAUUAUUGUACAUCGUUUGCAGUCAAAGUUGGGACGCCAUGGGACCUCAUUAUUGGAUAAAACAGUGCAUAGAAUUGCUCAUAGUCACCGCCAGUACAACGACUCAAGUGCAACUGGCUAAUCAGGACACGCUGCUGCCCAGUAUCACUUCCGUUAUCAACAUGGCUGAUAGCGAGGAGCAUAAGAAUUUCGUCAUCUACACCUCGGUUAAGGAGGAACCACGGGAUAUUUAUGAAACAAACGAUGUGAAGGAGGAUAUUUUGGACAUGGAUUUAUCCGCGGUAGAUCCAGCUUCGGUUAGCGAAGAGAUAACAUCCGUCCGGAAAGCUACUCUCCAGCAAUCGAUUGCCAAGCAAGGGGAAUUCUUAGAAGAAUCGAGAAAAAUUAGAACUGAACAACUCUUAGUAGCAACGGCUCAGCUAUGUCACAUGGAUACUAAUUUAGCAGAACGCGUUUGGCUUGACACCUUUCCGCGAUUAUGGAGCAUCCUCGACGAACAUCAGCAUAACACUUUGAUUGCAGAGAUGGUCCCAUUCAUAUGUAGCGGUACCCACGUUAUUCAGAAGGAUUGUCAUCCCAGUGCUAUUGCGACAUUUGUCGAAGCUAUGUCACAUUGUGAUCCUCCGGUUCCCAUCAGACCGGCUCUGAUGAAAUAUUUGGGUCGGUCUCAUAACUUAUGGCACAGGAUGACCCUGAGCUUGGAGCAAAUGGCGUUCGACAAUGGUAACAAUCAGUUUAAAAAUAAGAGAGAAUCAGAUUGCUACGAUUUUGAACCGGACAACAGUCCACAUGCGGAAAUAUUAGACUCUUUGUCGGACAUGUAUUCCUUACUGUGCGAGGAAGACAUGUGGUCAGGACUUUGGCAGAAGCAUGCACAUUAUAAAGAAACACUUCAGGCAACCGCUUUAGAGCAGCAAGGCUUUUUUGAACAGGCUCAAGGUGCCUACGAUGUCGCAAUGACGAAAUUUAAACAGGAUUAUAUUACUACUCCGGCCCCGUUCAAAACACAGAGAGAGGCGAUACUUUGGGAUCAACACUGGAUAAGAUGCGCCAAGGAGUUGAAUCAGUGGGAUCUUCUACUAGACUACGGUAGUAAAAAGGCGGAAAAAAAUCCGUUCCUCAUUCUAGAAAGUUCUUGGCGUAUACCCAAUUGGUCUAUGAUGAAGGAAGCCCUCGCACAAGUAGAACACAACUGCCCUAAAGAAAUGGCUUGGAAGGUGAAUUUAUAUCGUGGAUUUUUGGCCAUUUGUCAUAACGAAGAUCAGCAUCUGGGUGCGGUUGAGAGAUACGUUGAACUAGCAUCUGGAUUGUGCAUGCGAGAAUGGCGCCGACUUCCACAUAUCGUUAGUCAUAUUCAUUUGCCUCUGCUGCAAGCGGCCCAACAAAUUAUGGAAUUACAGGAGGCAAUGCAAAUUCAUCAGGGUCUUCUCCACGGCAGAAGUUCAUCGUUGCAUGACAUGAAAGCGGUAGUGAAAACCUGGAGAAAUCGACUUCCGGUUAUCGCCGAUGACCUCAGUCAUUGGUCGGACAUAUUCACCUGGAGACAGCAUCACUAUACUUUUAUUUCGAGUCACUACGAUUCCCAACAAGAUCAGACAACGAAUCAUUCGAUGCUCGGCGUUCACGCCUCAGCCCAGGCUAUCAUUCAUUUUGGGAAGAUAGCGAGGAAACAUAAUCUCUCAGGAGUCUGUCUCGACUCCCUUUCCAGAAUAUACACGAUACCCAGUGUCCCAAUCGUAGAUUGUUUCCAGAAAAUAAGACAGCAGGUGAAGUGUUACCUGCAAAUGGCUUCCGUUACUGGUAAAAAUGAACUUCAAGAAGGACUGGAAGUCAUCGAGUCAACCAAUCUCAAGUAUUUUACCAAAGAAAUGACCGCAGAAUUUUAUGCUUUGAAGGGAAUGCUCCUGUCCCAAAUAGGGCGAUCAGAUGACGCGAACAAAGCAUUUUCGGCCGCAGUUCAGCUACAUGACACACUUGUCAAGGCCUGGGCACUUUGGGGGGAUUACCUCGAACACAUUUUCACUCGUGAUGCGAGGCAAAUUUCAAUCGGUGUCAGCGCAAUAACUUGCUUCCUCCACGCUUGUAGACAUCAGAACGAAUCCAAGUCUAGAAAAUACCUUGCCAAAGUCCUCUGGUUACUCACCUACGACGAUGAUAAGUUUUCGCUAAUGGAAGCAGUUGAUAAAUACGCUGUUGGCGUACCACCGAUACAAUGGCUACCAUGGAUACCUCAGCUACUGAUGUGCCUUGUAAGGCAUGAGGGCAACGUUAUUCUAAACCUACUGAGUCAAGUUGGACGAAUGUUCCCACAAGCUGUUUACUUUUCAAUCAGAACGCUCUAUUUAACGCUGAAAAUUGAACAACGAGAAAGAUAUAAAAGUGCUGAAUUAGCUGCUGGAAAAUCUCACGAAGGUAACGAGGGGCGUACAACCGGAGCAGGUACACCACAGCAAAGUGCACCAGAAACCGGACCUAUCAGAGCAACACCGCCCAUGUGGAGGUGCUCGAAAAUAAUGCAUAUGCAGAGGGAUAUUCAUCCAACAAUUUUAUCCAGUUUGGAAGGUAUCGUUGAUCAGAUGGUCUGGUUUAGAGAAACUUGGUACGAAGAAGUUUUAAGACAACUGCGACAGGGAUUGGCAAAAUGCUAUGCGAUAGCUUUUGAAAAUCGUGGUGCCGUCAGCGAGGCUACGAUAACACCGCAUACUUUGAAUUUUGUCAAGAAACUAGUCUCAACUUUCGGAAUCGGCAUCGAAAACAUAUCAUCUUCCCAAAACGUGAAUAAUACCUUUGGCUCUGCAGCCUCUGAAUCUUUGGCACGCAGAGCGCAAGCGACUGUACAAGAUCCAGUUUUUCAAAAAAUGAAAGGGCAAUUUACAAGCGAUUUUGACUUCACAGUUCCUGGCGCUAGACUGCUACACAAUCUUAUAAGUAAAUUAAAGAAAUGGAUAAAAAUCCUGGAAGGAAAAACAAAGCAACUACCGAAGUCCUUCCUGAUAGAAGAAAAGUGCAGAUUCUUGAGUAACUUUAGCUUAAAAACUGCGGAAGUUGAAUUGCCUGGCGAAUUUUUACUGCCCAAGCAUUCCCAUUACUAUGUGCGGGUCGCUCGGUUCAUGCCACGAGUAGAAGUUGUUCAACGUCAUAAUACAGCGGCUAGACGUCUACGAAUACGUGGCCAUAACGGCCGGCUAUAUCCUUAUCUGGUAGUGAACGACGCCGGCCUUGGCGACGCAAGACGAGAAGAACGUGUUCUUCAACUCCUUAGAAUGCUCAAUCAUUAUCUUGCCAAACAGAAAGAGACGUCGCGACGCUUUCUCCAUUUUACUGUACCCAGAGUAAUCGCAGUUUCCCCGCAAAUGCGACUCGUCGAGGACAACCCGGCGUCUAUUUCACUUCUGGACAUUUACAAACAGGGCUGCACAAAACUUGGGAUUGAACAUGACGCUCCUAUAGCAAGGUAUUACGACAGACUUGCGACCGUACAAGCCAGGGGGGCUCAAGCUAGCCAUCAAGUACUUAGAGAUAUUCUUAAAGAAGUACAAACCACUAUGGUCGCCAGAACUAUGUUGCGUGAUUGGGCUGUCAAAAAGUUUCCUGCGGCGACGGAUUACUGGACAUUCAGAAAAAUGUUCACCCUGCAGCUGUCGUUAGCUUGUUUUGCCGAGUACGUCCUUCAUUUGACUCGACUCAAUCCAGAUAUGAUGUACGUGCACCAAGAUUCUGGACUUAUCAAUGUAGCGUACUUUAAAUUUGACGUUGACGAUACUUCCGGAGAGCUGGAUGCGAACCGUCCAGUUCCGUUUCGACUGACUCCAAAUAUUCUGGAAUUCCUCACUAGUACCGGAGUAUCCGGACCUCUGACCGCUAGCGCCAUAGCAACGGCUAGAUGCUUGGUGCAGCCGUCCUUCAAAGUGCAUACGAUUCUCCGAGCCAUCUUACGCGAUGAAGUGAUAGCUGAUCACAGCAAAAAACAAGAGGAUGCUGAAAACGCUUCUCAAGCACCACCGGAUAUGAAAGGUGAACUUUUAAUUACAAUGGUUACCAGAGCCGUGACCGCGAUAGUGACGAGGCUAAAUUCUCUUGCUAAUUUCGACGGUACCGACAGUAAAGUUGGGACUCUAGUGGCGGCUGCAAACAGCCAUGAUAAUCUCUGUAGAAUGGAUCCCUCGUGGCAUCCUUGGUUGUAAAAAUCAUUGGUGAGUCGAUGCAAAUACAGCUUUGUUCAAAUGUAUUUUAUAGUAUUAAGCUAAGUCAGAGUUUCCUUGAUGUUUUUUUUUUUUUUGUUGAUGAAUUUUGAACCAGGGAAACCAGGGUUAGAUGUAAAUAAUUUGGAAAAUGAACUUAAAAAUAGAGGCCAAUCUCUAUCUGAUCUAUAGUAGAAUGUAAUAUGUAUGAGAUUUGAAAUUGAUAAUUUAUUCUUCGGAAUAAUUGAAUGUAAAAUUACCUAUUUGACUUUAUCGUGUCCUUGUAAGCAGACGGUAAUGUAUCAGAGAGUAAUUAUGUAUUUGUUACUUAUUAUUAUGAUUACUAUUUUUAUAAAUAAUCAAGACCUUUCUCUCGGUAUAAGGUAUUUCUGAUAUUUCAUUUCCACAAUUCGGCAGAGCCGAGAUCAUCACAUCUUUGAUAAUAAAAGAAGAUUUAAAUUUGGGAACAAAAGAAUUCACUAUCGUUUAGGGAGAAAUGAAACUGAAACUUUCACGUCCUAAUCGAUAAUUGAUAUUCGUGAAUGAAAGACAAAAUUUUAGUAAUAUACAGUGCAUCAGAAGCUCUUGAAUUUUUCGAAAAAUAAAAAAAUAUUUCAAUAGCCACGUA
Athalia rosae (coleseed sawfly) is the source of this 12382-nucleotide messenger RNA. RefSeq names its product transformation/transcription domain-associated protein (gene Nipped-A). Gene Ontology annotation, molecular function: protein binding; transcription coregulator activity. Gene Ontology annotation, biological process: DNA repair; regulation of DNA-templated transcription. The coding region runs from base 397 to 11757 and encodes 3786 amino acids. Gene Ontology annotation, cellular component: SAGA complex; nucleus; NuA4 histone acetyltransferase complex. The transcript has 11 exons. Lineage: Eukaryota; Metazoa; Arthropoda; Insecta; Hymenoptera; Athaliidae. The record is from RefSeq and is a predicted model, not a curated record.